Molecule: messenger RNA, 290 nt
Organism: Aspergillus welwitschiae
Lineage: Eukaryota; Fungi; Ascomycota; Eurotiomycetes; Eurotiales; Aspergillaceae
Exons: 1
Coding region: 34-207 (57 amino acids)
Source: RefSeq, a predicted model, not a curated record
ACAAGCGGCAUUUCAUUGAAUGGGGCCAUCUCCAUGGUCGCUGUGCCCUCUUUAUCUCAUAUGACGCUAAAGGUAAAUAGACGGAAAGUCUGUUCAUCCGGAGUGGCAAAGAAGCCCACACUUGAGGCGCGGCUGGACCUUCGAAGGUUACCAUUACUCCUGAGAACAGUGUCAGAACAGCAAGAGGCUCUGGGUGGCCCCCCGUAGAUCUUUGGCCAGUCACAGUCACAGUCGAUCGACAUCCCUCCUACUCUCCGUCACCGACGGCAGUUGACCAUGCCGAGCGGCGA